This is a messenger RNA of Nerophis lumbriciformis (worm pipefish), 1465 nucleotides long. RefSeq names its product troponin T type 1 (skeletal, slow) (gene tnnt1). Gene Ontology annotation, biological process: regulation of muscle contraction; slow-twitch skeletal muscle fiber contraction; sarcomere organization. Lineage: Eukaryota; Metazoa; Chordata; Actinopteri; Syngnathiformes; Syngnathidae. Gene Ontology annotation, molecular function: tropomyosin binding; troponin T binding. Gene Ontology annotation, cellular component: troponin complex. The record is from RefSeq and is a predicted model, not a curated record.
AGUUUGUAACAUGAGCUAUUUUACCCUUUCAAACCUGUAACAUUAUCCGAUCAAAAGGGUAAAAAAAAAAACAUGUUUGAUAUAUUUGUUUAGGAUUUAAGUUUAUGAAGACAUUUAAGCAAAAACAGUCAAAUAAAAUAGAAAAAAAUGUUACGCCCUUCAAAAGUCCCCCAUAAUGAUUCAUUCAUGAGUUUGCACAGAUGCAGCAGUUGGGCGAUUGGAUUAUGACCGCUGAUACAAACUGUAUCGUGUUAGCAGCUUCUAAAACGAAACAACGGACAUUUUUUUAUCAAAUAUGUGCCCUUUUAGUUUUGGACUAAAUUACCUGCUUGAAGAUCACUGAGCUUUUGGUAAGGCUAAAUGAAGGCAGACAUCCAUCAAUUGAUUUUCUUCGGUUUAUCCGUGGACCGUGACCAAGUAAUGGGGACAGAAGCCCAGACUUCCCGGUCCCCGGCCACCUGUUCCAGUUUCACCCAGCUGGCAAGCCGGCUGGGCUUGUGAACAUUCAUGAUGAACUUACUUUAAAUUCACACGUGUGUUUCUUGCAGCCAUGUCGGACGUAGAAGAGGAAUACGAGGAGCAGCCAGAGGAGGAGGAGGACGGGGAGCAGCAGUAUGAAGAGGAAGAAGAGGAUGAUACAUAUCAGCAUCAGGAGAGGGAGCACGUGGAUGAAUAUGAAACAGAGGAGGAACGUCCCAAACCUAAACCAAUGGCGCCUCAACUUGCUCCCCCAAAGAUUCCCGAAGGAGACCGGGUGGAUUUUGAUGACAUCCACAGAAAGCGAAUGGAGAAAGACAUGGUGGAGCUGCACACACUGAUUGACGUCCACUUUGAACAGAGGAAGAAGGAUGAGGAGGAGCUCAUCGGCCUCAAGGAUCGAAUUGAGCGUCGUCGGUCAGAGCGUGCAGAGAUCCAAAGAGUCCGAACGGAGAAGGAGAAGGACAGACAGAACAGGAUUGCGGAGGAGCGUCAGAGGAAAGAGGAGGAGGAGGCCAAGAAGAAGGCUGAUGACGACGCCAAGAAGAAGAAAGUGCUAUCCAACAUAGGGGCAAACUUUGGAGGCUUCCUCGCCAAGUCUGAGUUGAGGAGGGGCAAGCGUCUGACUGCCAGAGAGAUCAAGAAGAAGACUCUGACCGAGAGGCGUCAGCCGCUGACCAUUGACAAUUUGAGAGAGGACUCACUCAGAGAACAAGCCCAGGAGAUGUGGAACUGGGUUUACCAGCUGGAGUCUGAGAAGUUUGACUACAUGGAGCACAUAAAGCACCAGAAAUACGAGAUCAUCGUGCUGCUCAACAGAAUCCAACAUGCUCAGAAAUUGAAAUUUAAAAAGGGACAAGGCAAAGGGAAGGUGGGCGGCCGCUGGAAGUAAACGUGAGAAGAAAGCAGGGCAAAAGAAGUACACUGUAGUACUUUUCUGUGUGAUCCUGUUUGUUGAUAUUGUGUUGUAAUAAAGUCAUGUGCAAUC